Molecule: messenger RNA, 1301 nt
Organism: Sphaeroforma arctica JP610
Lineage: Eukaryota; Ichthyosporea; Ichthyophonida
Exons: 1
Coding region: 160-1254 (364 amino acids)
Cellular component (GO): extracellular matrix
Molecular function (GO): protein binding
Source: RefSeq, a predicted model, not a curated record
ACCGAGUCACCAACAAGAGACCUGAAAACAUAUGAACAAUGAGUUUUGUAACAAAUGAAUAAAAAACACGAAGGCUAUGAAUAUUGAAUAGUAUUUACAUAUUAUUACAACGCAUUCAGGAUUCGAAAUCACUCUAAACAUAUAUUGACACCGUAAAAAAUGAUCAGUAAGGCAAUUCGGUGGACCCUCGCGGCGCUAAUGUGUAGCGCAAGUGUCGUCUUUGGCGAGCCAGAAAAGAUACAAGGUACACAGUGUGGCGAAAUACAUAUCAUACGAGAAAACGGUGUACUUAUGCGCACGGGUGGGGGUGAUCCGUCCACAUGCAAAGAGUUGAAUCUCAAGAUGAUUAGACUAGAAAAACUUCACCCCGAUGUCUUCAAGGGCAUGACGGGUCUUCAAGAGCUUGCUAUGUGGGGCUGUCAACUAAAAUCUGUACCUGCAGGUGUAUUUGACGAUCUGACUGGACUACGUACUUUAUAUCUGGGCGGAAAUGAGAUCGAGGAAAUCCAUCCCUCACUCUUCAAGAACCUGAAAUCGCUUGAAUUUUUGGACUUGCUUAACACUGAAGCAUUGGUAGCGGCCGGGGAUAGUGUAUUUGGGGGAUUGAGCAGUCUCAAGAAGCUCUACAUUGGUAUGUGUGGGUACGAGACGAUUAGCCCAACACUUCUGGCUCCAUUAGUCAAUAUAGAGUACUUGUCGAUGGGAAGUAACGAGAUCACCCACAUCGCCGAGGGAGCUUUCAAACACAAUACCAAACUGCAGACGCUGUCGCUGGGUCAGAAUCAGUUGUCGUCUUUUGGUAAAGAGCACUGGGAAGGCAUUGGCAAUGUGAGAGAAAUCCUGCUCCAAGACAAUCCGCUGCGUUGCUGUGAUAUCCCCACGUCACUGAGCCCAGAGGGGCUCGAGGGGAUGAAAGCGGCUUGCCCUGCUAUGACAUGCACACUUAAUCUCGGAGAUGAUAAGAAGGCGGAUAAAGCUCCCGAAGAAGCAAUCAAGUUAGUAGACGAAAAUGUGGCAGCAGAGCCUGAGAAAGACAGCGCAACCGAUGCACAGGCUAGCGCCACACAGGACAGUGACGAGCCUGCUGAUGAUGACGAGGGUGUAGAUGAUGAUCUCGAGGAUUUAGAUGACGCUGACUUCGAUACGAUGUUCGAUGGCGACGAUGGAGACGAGUAUGACGAGGAUGACGAGAUCUUUGGAGCGGAGGAAGUAUUGCUGACGGAAGACAUUAAGGCAACACAUGUGGAGUUGUAAGUGAUAGAUGCUCCUAGUAACAUAUAAACGUACGUUAGUAUCCUGAA